AUGGCAGCGAACAUGAAGGACUUGCCUUCAGCACAUGAGGUGUCCAAUUCUGAGGUACCUGCUCCGCAACCUGGACAUGAACCUGCCAAGAUUCGAUUUACGAUCAAAGGUCAGCACCCUAAGGAAUAUCAUGCAGCACAGCGCAAGAACGAAUCUUCCACGGCGAAUGGACUCUCAUAUCUCGAGUUUGUAGAUGCGGUACGUGGCCCGGGAGCCCAACACCGAGCUGUCCAGACGACACCCCCCAAGCAGACGAGUGGCGGAGCACAAUUCUUUGUUGCCCCAGAAGCCAUCGUAGAGGUGGUAGUACACAUCGACGAACGUCACUGUCCCGCGUUCAGGCAGUUCGUCUCAAGGUGGAUUAUGUCGAAUUGGACCGUGGACGCCAGCACUGGAGACAUUUGCAACAUUCGCCACCAGCCCUACUAUGGAUGGCAAAGUAUGGAAGCAGGCAACGAUUGGACCCCCGUCCAGCUCGCUGCAUAUGUUGCUUUUGCACGAUACAAGAACCAGGUGAUCAGUGCGGACCUCCGGGGCAAGCUAGAGGCAUUCAGAGAUCGAUUCAUCCGAGAUGGUGUCGGUUGGCCGGUACUUCAUUGGACUCUGCCGUUCGGACCGCAGUUCAUGUCUCGCAAUCUGGAGAACUACACUGAACCAGUUGGCCAUGCGUCAGCGGCCCUAGUUCAGGAUAGCCUUCUCCAGCCACAGCCCGAUGCGCGAGGACCUGGUGUCCCAUUCGCCGCAGAGGUCCAUCUGGGCAGGACAAAACUUGUGGAGAAGCCGAAGGCCGCUUCUCGAUUCACUGAACAACCGGUACCGACGCAGAAGCCGGAGAGGGCUCCUCGACCCAAGAAGCGAAAAGCAGAACCGGUCUUUGAUGAAGCGAACGAUAGAGCCAUGAGAGCGUUUUGCAGCGACGUAAAUUACGUCCGCGGUUACGUCGAUGCUCUCAAGAAGCAAAAAACGUACGGAGACUCUCAGCUCAUCGGAAACUCUCAGCCUUUUGGAAACUCUCAGCCCUUCGGAAAUUCUCAGCUCGUCGGAAACUCUCAGCCCUUCGGACCUAGAUAUAUGUCGAGUUCUGCGCUGCAAUCGAACGGUGAUGAGGCAGGCCAUGCACCUACGAACCUCGGACAUCCCCGCUUGUCAGGAAGUCAAGCCCAGUACGAGCAGGCUGCGCUGGCGCGAGAACCUGGAGGCUCCUCCGUCAUCAAUGCUCAGGCCAGCUUUGGUGCUAUUCCCCGAGCUUCCUCUACGGGACGAGGUCCGCUGUUUCAGGGCCCGCUCCUCCAGGGCCCGCUGCUCCAGGGCAGCGCAGCACCCUCCUCAAGCCUGGGUUCAGGCCAAGGAUUCGUCCAAACCUCGACUACUAGAACUGCUGGUUUAUCGGACCCGUUCAUUGGAGGUAGCCAGGGACACCUCCGCGGUCUCAACGGCUUACAACGUGUGACUCCGCAGCCAACGCACGACAGACGUCCAUACAACGGGGUUCUGCCUACCGCGCAGCGCGCUUAUCACGCCAACAACCAACCCCGGGAUGCGUAUGACUACUCUUCGAAGCCUGAUGAUGUCGAGGUGCUCCGUCGCUUCCAAGCCCAGUAUUAUGCCAACAGACGUCAUGGACAGUAG
Messenger RNA from Anthostomella pinea, 1629 nucleotides. Lineage: Eukaryota; Fungi; Ascomycota; Sordariomycetes; Xylariales; Xylariaceae. The record is from the annotation of a GenBank genome assembly.